CACAUGUCGUGACACCGGAGCGCGGGAGUGGAGGAUCGGCAGUGGAAAGAGGCAAUGAGCGACAGGAGCGCUAUGGAGAGAUAAUCAACAAGCAGGAACAAGUAUCAACAAGUAAUCCAUACAAGUCUUCCAAGGUUCAGACCUUGUUAGUUGCAAGCAGCAAGCGGAAGAGCUGGAAAAAUUUGUUGCCGGGACGUUAGCGAAUCUCCCUGAUUCUUCAACGCCUGCCUGGAGGGAGGAUAGACAUAUCCGUUCUCAAACAUCGACAUUCAGACGCUGAACGUGCCAGGUGGAUGUCACGGUCGCUCGGGCUGAAUUGAGACAGUUGGAACACUUCAAAAGAAAAGACCAAAAUUUCUGAUAACGAGGACGAGGAGCCUCCGUCUGCGGACGCCUUUUUGAUCUCAGAAGAAUCAGAGAUGCACGGCAGCUCGAAGAAAAAGCACAUUCCAGCAAACGGCCCCAUGCGGUGUACAGGGCGGGGCGGUGUGAUUCUCGUCGUGCUUCUCGCGUUCCCUACCUUGGUGUUCGUCGCUUUCAUGCAGAGCCCGUAUGAGGAAGAUCGCAAGCCGAGCCCGAGUCCGCAAGGAGGGAUCGCGCUCUCUAAGAUCCAGAAGUACAACGAGGAGUCGCAGAAGCUCACCCUCCCUCACAAGCCCUACCAGAUCGCUCGUCAGUCCUUCACGGAGAAGGCAGCUGACGCCGUAGCUGGGCUCGUCACAGGGAAGCCGCACUCGAUCUACGACUUCAAGGCGAGAUCGAUCGAUGGGGAAGAGGUCUCCUUGUCCAAGUACUCGGGGAAGGUUGUGAUCAUAGUGAACCUGGCCUCCAACUGCGGGUACACGGAUGUGAACUACCGCGAGCUCCAGACACUCUACAGCAAGUAUCAGAAGCAAGGUCUGACGGUCUUGGGCUUCCCUUGCAAUCAGUUCGGGGGGCAGGAGCCAGGAUCUGACGAGGAGAUUAAGAAGUUUGCUGAGAGCAAGUACCAUGUGUCGUUCCCUCUCUUCUCCAAGGUCGAGGUCAACGGGAAGUACGCCCACCCGCUGUUCUCCUACCUCAAGGACACUUUCGGCAUGAAGAGCAUUCCAUGGAACUUUCAGAAGUUUGUGGUGGACCGGAAUGGACAGCCUGUGCUGCAGUAUCCGUCUCAGAUUGAUCCCAUGGCGAUGGAGGGAGAGAUUCUCAAACUAAUAGGAUGAAAGCAGAUUUUCACUUCGAUCAGUUCGAUAUACACUGUCUUUGUUCGACUUCAACGGGAUUGACAAUCAAAAGAAUUAGAAAAGUAAAAAACAUCAGCAGGAGAGAGUUGUUGCGCGCCUUCUCUGGCCAUCACAAUCGAAACCCGUAGCUGGGGAAGCCCAGUCGCUUCGCGAGGGACCUGGAUUUCUCUUUGAGGACGAAGUGAUUCGUUUCUGACUGCUUCGCUCGUUUGAGUGUGUCUUUCAAUCCAUGCACGAUCCCGAGCAAUGACAGCUUGGGCAACGACUUCAAGCUCUCUUCCUCUUGCCUCUUCAGUUCCAGGCACGUGUGGUCCACCUCCUCCAGCGCGUCUGUCCACCUCUUCCUCCUCAGCUGCUUGACCAGCAGCUUCUCGUUGGCCUCCUGAGUCUUGGCGAUCUGAUCUUGCAGCUUCCUCUGCUCCCUCUCCUUCCUCAGCAGGAGCUUCUGGAUGUUCUGCCGCCUGAACUCUUCUUGCUGCAUCAGAAUCUUUCGGAUACCCGUCCGAGGUCUGACGGCAGCGAUCCUGUGCUUCUGAGACCAGGGGGAGAGGAUGGCGCGUGCCUGG
Messenger RNA from Guillardia theta CCMP2712, 1789 nucleotides. RefSeq lists its product as hypothetical. NCBI's taxonomy places the organism in Eukaryota, Cryptophyceae, Pyrenomonadales, Geminigeraceae. Gene Ontology annotation, biological process: response to oxidative stress. The record is from RefSeq and is a predicted model, not a curated record. The transcript has 6 exons. Bases 420 to 1202 code for a protein of 260 amino acids. Gene Ontology annotation, molecular function: glutathione peroxidase activity.